AAGUAAAGAAAGACGUUUGGAGACUUAAUAAUAUGAUUAAUUAUUUUGCUAAAUAAAGUAAAGUAGCAGAUUCAUGAGCAUAUGAGAAUGGCACAGUCCUUGAUCGCUGCGACACUGAGCCAGCAAGUGUUUAAAAGGGGCGUUAGCGUCGUGUCCACUCCCUCUUCUUCCGCUUCUGCUUUUAGAUCUCGUUCUUUUUCGUUCCUUCUUUUCUCUCAGAGAAGCCGCAAGAACCCUCUCACCGCGUCUUUGUCUUUCUCUUCUCAAACCGCCAUGGGUGAAACUCCUGUUGCCGCCGAUUCAGGCAUGGACGCCGUUCAACGCCGCCUCAUGUUCGAAGACGAAUGCAUUUUAGUGGAUGAGAAUGACCGUGUGGUUGGUCAUGAAUCCAAAUACAAUUGUCACUUGAUGGAAAAGAUUGAGUCUGAAAAUUUGCUGCAUAGAGCUUUUAGUGUAUUCCUGUUCAACUCAAAGUAUGAGUUGCUUCUUCAGCAACGAUCUGCAACAAAGGUAACAUUCCCUCUGGUGUGGACAAACACCUGCUGCAGCCAUCCACUGUACCGUGAAUCUGAGCUUAUAGAGGAGAAUGCCCUCGGAGUAAGAAAUGCAGCUCAGAGGAAGCUUUUGGAUGAGCUUGGUAUUCCUGCUGAAGAUAUACCCGUAGAUCAGUUCACCCCAUUGGGUCGCAUGCUUUACAAGGCACCUUCUGAUGGCAAAUGGGGAGAGCAUGAACUGGAUUAUCUGUUGUUUAUUGUCCGGGAUGUUAACUUUCAUCCAAAUCCUGAUGAAGUGGCUGAUGUCAAAUAUGUGAACCGUGAUCAGUUGAAGGAGCUGUUGAGGAAAGCUGAUGCGGGUGAGGAAGGUUUGAAGCUGUCCCCUUGGUUCAGACUAGUUGUGGACAAUUUCUUAUUCAAGUGGUGGGAACAUGUUGAGCGAGGAACUCUCGGGGAGGUCGCUGACAUGAAAACCAUUCACAAGUUGACAUAAAAUCAAGAGAGCUUGCAGCAUCGUAAUGAGGGGUAGCUAUAUUUUAAGCAAAUAAAAUUGGACCUGAUUGAGCAGUGUUGAAUGUUAAUCUUGUCUGUUAUUUUGAUAAUAGCCAAAACAUUAAUGUCCGGGUGUAUCAUAUAACCAGCAGAAAUUUUAUUGUCAAAUUUAGCAUUUUGGGAUGCGUGCGAGUGCUCAAUGAUGGAACUCUCUUAA
Gastrolobium bilobum is the source of this 1203-nucleotide messenger RNA. Its product is annotated as isopentenyl-diphosphate Delta-isomerase I. The record is from RefSeq and is a predicted model, not a curated record. Gene Ontology annotation, cellular component: cytoplasm. Bases 82 to 987 code for a protein of 301 amino acids. Gene Ontology annotation, biological process: isopentenyl diphosphate biosynthetic process; isoprenoid biosynthetic process. NCBI's taxonomy places the organism in Eukaryota, Viridiplantae, Streptophyta, Magnoliopsida, Fabales, Fabaceae. Gene Ontology annotation, molecular function: isopentenyl-diphosphate delta-isomerase activity. The transcript has 6 exons.